Scomber japonicus (chub mackerel) is the source of this 2355-nucleotide messenger RNA. RefSeq names its product coenzyme Q8A, genome duplicate b (gene coq8ab). Gene Ontology annotation, biological process: ubiquinone biosynthetic process. Gene Ontology annotation, cellular component: extrinsic component of mitochondrial inner membrane. The transcript is spliced from 15 exons. Gene Ontology annotation, molecular function: kinase activity. Lineage: Eukaryota; Metazoa; Chordata; Actinopteri; Scombriformes; Scombridae. The record is from RefSeq and is a predicted model, not a curated record. Bases 173 to 1969 code for a protein of 598 amino acids.
GUCGUCCGCCUUGUCGCAUGGAGUUGAGGUGUUUACAAGGAAUUGUGUCAAGUCAAAUCAAGGUGAACGUCUGCUUGAGCCUCAGUCUGCUUAAAAUGCUCACUGAGUGCACGCUGCCGCAGCUGAGAGGACUUUAAAGCUUCAGUUGGUCCAAACAGAGAGAGGAAACAUCAUGACUGGUGACUUGGUGGUCUGGAGGAGUCUGGCCUGGAUGAAGCAGGCGGCCAGCAGAGCCCCAGCAGCAGGCGGUCUGCCCGGCUCCGGAGGCCAGAGACUGCUGGCAAACUUCCAUCAUACUGCCGGAUCAGCAAGGGAGACGUUCAACAAGCAGCAACAAGCCUGCGUCCACGGAGCUUCAGCAGCACCGUUUCACAGAUAUUCAACAGUAGGAGCUCGUUUCGGCCCCUGUUUCGCCGGAAGUGUGAAUGGUGGCGAUGGGCCGUGCGGCGGGAGAACUGGAACGAAGAGGCUCAGGUCCAGCCAGAUGUUCUGUGCACAAACGAGGCUGUUCAACCAGGACAACUCCACAGUGGGGCGGCUGACAUCGGAGGACAUCGAUAAAGCAAGAACCACAAAGAAAACAGACUUCAAGCCACACAAGCAAGUGCUCAGUGAGAGAUCCAGAGAGAGGAAGGUUCCCGUCACACGGAUAGGACGACUGGUGAAUUUUGGAGGUCUGGCUGUUGGACUCGGCAUCGGAGCGAUCGCUGAAGUGGCCAAGAAGAGUUUAAAACCUCAACAAGGUGAAAAGAAAUCCAUACUGGAUUCUAGCGCCUUCCUGUCUGAAGCCAACGCUCAAAGAAUCGUCCGGACGCUCUGCAAAGUUCGAGGCGCCGCACUAAAACUGGGACAGAUGCUCAGUAUCCAAGAUGACGUCUUUAUCAACCCCCAGCUGGCCAAAAUCUUCGAGCGUGUUCGACAGAGUGCGGACUUCAUGCCCACUAAACAGAUGAUGAAAGUGGUCAGCAGCGACCUCGGCCCAAACUGGAGGGACAAGGUGGAGUACUUUGAGGAGAAGCCGUUUGCAGCCGCAUCCAUUGGUCAGGUGCAUUUAGCGAGGCUGAAGGACGGCAGAGAGGUCGCCAUGAAGAUCCAGUAUCCUGGAGUUGCCAAGAGUAUCGACAGUGACGUGAACAAUAUCAUGACUGCUCUGAGUUUAAGCAACGCGCUGCCUGAAGGUCUGUUUCCUGAGCACCUUAUUGAGGUCAUGAGCCGGGAGCUGGCGCUUGAGUGCGAUUACAUAAGAGAGGCCAAAUGUGCCAAAAAAUUCCAGGAGCUGCUGAAGGAUCACCCGUACUUCUACGUCCCCGAUGUGAUUGACGAGCUGAGCAGCCAGCACGUCCUCACCACGACGCUGGUGCCCGGUUUCCCUCUGGACCAGGCCACUGACCUCCCUCAGGAACUCAGGAACGAGAUUUGUGAACAGAUCUUGAUUUUAUGCUUGAGGGAGGUCUUUGAGUUCAGAUACAUGCAGACUGAUCCCAACUGGUCCAACUUCUUCUUUGAUCCUCAGACUCACAAGGUUGCUUUGUUAGAUUUCGGAGCAACACGAGGAUUUGAUAAAAGUUUCACUGAUACUUACAUUGAGAUUAUUAAAGCAGCUGCUCAUCAGGACAGAGAAGGAGUCCUGCAGAAGUCCAGAGACAUGAAGUUCCUCACCGGGUUCGAGUCAAAGUCGAUGGAGAACGCCCACGUGGACGCGGUGAUGAUCCUCGGCGAGGCCUUCUCCUCCGUGGAGCCCUUCAACUUCGGAGCGCAGAGCACCACCGAGCGCAUCCACAGCCUCAUCCCAGUGAUGCUGAGGGAGCGACUCACGCCUCCGCCCGAGGAGACCUACUCCCUCCACCGAAAGAUGGGCGGCUCCUUCCUCAUCUGCUCCAAACUCAAAGCUCAGAUCUCGUGCAAAAACAUGUUCCAGGAGGCGUACGCCAACUACUGGAAGGACGGACGCCCCGAGUCGACACACUAGCGGAAGAGACUUGUGUUGAAAAGCAUGUUUGAACUUUUUUUGGUAUGUUGAACAAUUGAACUUACACAUUCUUAUCUGUGAAGACACAUAAGGGGAACUUUGACCAUAUAAUGUCCAGAUGUUACCUAGUUCUAUGUUUGUUACGGCCGUCUGCUGCGACUACUCCUCCGACUCAUCAUCCAGUUAACUUAUAAGUACUUUGAGAAUAACGACUGUGCUUUAUAGUCCACCUGCGCUCUGCUUUUCAGGGUAAUGUGUGAACAGUAUUUGUACGUAUUUGUACGUUUAAAUGAGAUUUGUUGUGCCAUAUUGUAUUAUUAUUAUUAUGUGCCUGUUAAGGUCUGAAGAUCUGUACUCCAUCAGCCCAGGACUGCCAGUUUAAUACA